Boleophthalmus pectinirostris (great blue-spotted mudskipper) is the source of this 2170-nucleotide messenger RNA. It is a transcript of the gene phactr3b, whose product is annotated as phosphatase and actin regulator 3b. Gene Ontology annotation, molecular function: actin binding. NCBI's taxonomy places the organism in Eukaryota, Metazoa, Chordata, Actinopteri, Gobiiformes, Gobiidae. Gene Ontology annotation, biological process: actin cytoskeleton organization. The record is from RefSeq and is a predicted model, not a curated record. The transcript has 13 exons. The coding region runs from base 107 to 1732 and encodes 541 amino acids.
AUCCAGCACAAGCCACACUCAAUUAGCUCCAGUAUUUUUUAUUAUUAUAAUUUUUUAAACGCUAGUGUGACCUUGGUUUCUAUCCCUAUCGCAUCUUUGCUCCACCAUGGCCUCUUCGGACGGGCUGGGGGAGGACUGUGUGCUGCAGAGGGGACGGUCUCAGAGUGACCCGAGCAGCAUCCCCGAGCUCCGCUUGGCUGAGACGCACAGAGAAGAUGUGAUGGACCAGCAUAGGUCGCUGCACUCAGGGUGCCUUGUCUCAGGGGUUCGUACACCUCCAGUCCGACGCAAUAGUAAACUGGCCAGCCUCGGACGCAUCUUCAAACCCUGGAAAUGGAGGAAAAAGAAGAACGAGAAGCUGAAGCCGGCUGCAGCUGUGGAUAAGAAGACAGCUCUGAGACAGCAAAGAGAUGAUUUUCUUAAGCAAAGUCCUGGGGAGGCGGAGACAGAUCUUCAGUGUGGGGCCAAUGGUGAGGAGGAUGCAGACACACCCACACAUUCGGAUGAAGAGGAGCGGGACGAGGAGCCUGUAGCCCCUCUGGCCUGUACCAACGAUGAGCUGGGCAGUGAUCUGGAGGGCUCCACAGUACAAGAUGUGACAGAGGCAGACACAAGGACCAUGGCAGAUCCCAGUCCCACAGUAGACGGUGAAGAUGACUGCACCACCAUAAGCGACCCAAGUGAAGAGCUCCCGGUGGGCAAAGCAGAGUCAACUGAAGUCAAACAAGAAGUCGUAGUGGUACAGCCUCAGAGACGAGCAAGCACCCCACCUCCUCCAACCUUCCCAGUCAAACUGCUUCCCAGACUAGGCAGCUUAGAUGCUGCUCCCCCCGUGCCAGUUAAGAAAUCUCCAGCCACUUUACCCAGAAACUUUACUUUACCCAAAGACCCUCAUGGUUCACUACUGAGAGGCCGCAUUUCCACACCGACUGGCUCUCCCCACUUGGGGGCGCUGAACCCACAGCUACCACCCAGCUGCAUCAUAGAAGAGCUGCACCGGGCCCUGGCUACCAAACACAGGCAGGACAGUUUCCAGGCCAAAGAGGUCCGUUCUUCGCCCAAGCGGCGUCUUGAGGGCCGGCUGUCCCGUACCCCCAGCACUGAGAAGCAGAACAGCGGUGAACAGAAGCCAGAUAACAAGAAGGAAUGUGAUGAGAACAAGGAGAACUGGCGUCUGGAUGAGUACUUAAGCGAUCCGGACAGCUGGAACGACUCUGUGAUCUCCGGAACACUCCCACGCAGAAUGAGGAAAGAGCUGCUCGCCGUGAAGCUGAGAAACCGGCCGAGCAAACAAGAGCUGGAGGACCGCAAUAUCUUCCCCGUACGCAGUGACCAGGAGCGCCAGGAGAUCAGGCAACAGAUCGAGAUGAAGCUGGCCAAGAGACUGAGCCAACGACCGGGAGUGGAGGAGCUGGAGAGCAGGAACAUCCUCAAGCAAAGAAAUGACCAGAGUGAACAGGAGGAGAGGAGGGAAAUCAAACAGCGGCUCAACAGAAAGUUGAACCAGCGGCCCACAGUGGACGAGCUGCGUGACAGAAAGAUCCUGAUCCGUUUUAGUGACUAUGUGGAAGUGGCCAAAGCUCAGGACUAUGACAGGAGAGCAGACAAACCAUGGACCAGGCUGUCUGCUGCUGACAAGGCAGCCAUUCGGAAGGAGCUGAAUGAGUUCAAGAGUAAUGAGAUGGAAGUCCAUUCUUCGAGCAAGCACCUAACAAGGUUCCAUCGGCCAUAGUGAGGUUUCUUCUGUGAAGAGCUGCUGAAUGGUAUUGUUAGUGAAGACCUUGCAUGGAGUCUUCCAGUGCCCACGGUAGUGGGCUCCUGAUAUUUGGGUCCAGACACUUGGAGGCUAUGUCUCUAGAUUCAAAGUGAGCAGUAUGGUCGUCCCAGAGAGCUCCACCUUUGCCUUCUCCUUUACCCUCACUUCAGCUUGUCCAAGGAGCAGCGAGAAUCCAGGUCGAGCAAUUGCCAUAGAGACUUCUUUUGUAAACAGACUCUUUUAGAAGAGAUUUUUUGAUGCCAUAAUGGGGAAACAUGCAUGUGACCAACGUCCCACUUCAGUAUCAGUCGUCACAUCCCCCACUGAGGACUCCAGUUGUGUUUCAUAUCGACAGUGUACAUGUUCUAACAGAAACCUCUGUAACAGACAGACUCCCUUUGUAAGCACUAUUUA